AUGGUACAGAAGACAAGUAACGUGGAGAGCUCCGAGGCGGUGUUCGCGGGAGAGUCGUCCGAUUCCGGAGCUAUGGAUCUGGACAUGGCUUCCUCCCCGAGCCCCGGCUCCACGGCUUCUUCCGCGGGGGAUAGUAAACUGAACCCCGCUUGGUGCAAAACACCCACGGGUCACAUCAAGCGGCCGAUGAACGCUUUCAUGGUGUGGUCACAGAUUGAAAGGCGUAAAAUUAUGGAGCAGUCGCCGGACAUGCAUAACGCGGAGAUAUCCAAGAGACUGGGCAAACGCUGGAAGCUGCUGAAAGACUGCGACAAGAUCCCCUUCAUACGAGAGGCGGAGCGGCUCAGACUCAAGCACAUGGCGGACUACCCGGACUACAAGUACCGGCCCAGAAAGAAGGUAAAGUCCAGCAGCUCCAAACCGGGCGAGAAGGAGGGAAAGAUCAACGGUAGCAACUGUAACACCAGCAUGAAACCAUCUUCUAAAAAGAGUGGCUCAAAAUCAUCCAGCAAACCUCAUAAAAUAGUUUUUGGGAACAGCACCAAAACACCAUCAUACCCAGAACAAGUUAUCGGCACAGAUCACCAUUCUCUUUACAAAUCCAAGUCUGUUUCUGCUGCCAAACAAAUACCGGACAAGAAGAAGCGGGUUUAUGUGUUCGGGGGCGGCAGCCUGAGCCACAGUGUGAGCCCGUCUUCAGCAGCGGUGCCCGCCAGCCCUACGCUCAGCAGCUCCGCGGAAUCCAGCGAACCCCUCAGCCUGUACGAGGACGCCGCAGCCAGCAGCAGGGAGGGCGGCGAGUCUCCCUCCAGCGCCUCGGAAGACUACACCAGCAUGCGGGCGUCGUCCCCUACUCCCUCCGCUUCUCACUCCUCGUCCUCCUCCCAAUCCUCUUCAUCGGACGAGGAGUUUGAGGAUGAUCUACUGGACAUUAACCCUAGCCCUGGUUUUGACAGCAUGUCGCUGGGAAGCUUUGGGUCCUCGGUUUUGGACAGAGACUUGGAUUUUAAUUUCGAGUCGGGUUCCGGUUCUCACUUUGAGUUUCCCGACUACUGCACCCCAGAGGUGAGCGAGAUGAUUUCAGGAGACUGGCUAGAGUCGACCAUUUCUAAUUUGGUGUUCACGUAUUGA
Coregonus sp. 'balchen' is the source of this 1131-nucleotide messenger RNA. The record is from the annotation of a GenBank genome assembly. NCBI's taxonomy places the organism in Eukaryota, Metazoa, Chordata, Actinopteri, Salmoniformes, Salmonidae.